AUGCUCUUAACACUUCCUCUCCUCCUUACAUUCGUCUCCAGUCAAAAUGUUGUUUACGGCGUUCCACAAGUCGAUUUUGACCGCAUGGGCACAGUUGGGCUAGCUGGCGCAUUUGCAGGCCUCGAUCUUUUUCACAAUUCUUCAGUCUCCUUCGACUCGACCACAUCAACCCUCCUUUCCCGCUCUUCCGACGGUUCCCUCACUUCUCUCGCGUCGACUAAUCCCGGAGGCAGUAUACUCGCAGGCUGCACUCUUGGAGACACAUUUUAUUUUUCGGGCUCGUUUACCUCUAUUAAUGGCGUGUCUGCGUCAAACGUAGCUUCAUACAAGCCAUCCUCAGGUUCCUUUGCCUCUCUUGGCUCUAAUGGGCCCAAUGGCGAGGUCGGGGCGAUAUUUUGUGAUGCGAAGAAUAGUAAAGUAUGGGUGGGAGGGAACUUCACGUCGCCUGCUUCCUCAGUCGCUGUCUGGAAUGUACCAACUGACAUGUGGGUACAACCACCUUUCUCCGGCCUCACAGGCGCGCAGGCCAAAGUCAACUCCAUCACAACAAACUCUUCCCAAACAAGUUUGUUUUUUGCAGGAUCUUUCACAACCUCCUUUGGAACUUCCGCUUUGAAUGGAACUAACAAUCCUAAUGUCCCAUUUUCCGCGGGCGCAACUCCAUUCUCAUCCUCUCUGGUUCCCGUUCCUUUGGGGCAGGCUGAGAUUGACGGAUCUCCAUCAUCGGACGCAACUGGAUUCAGUGAUAUACAUAACAUUCUCUGCCCAUCUGGUCCAGACGGUGCAGGUAACACCUGGUUAGCGGCGGAUCAAAAUGCUGCUGUCAUUACCAUAAGGACAUUUUCUUUCAUAUCUGCCAAUGGAGUGCGCCUAGGAAAUACCUUCCAGAACAAUCAUGGAACAACAGGCUUCACUGUAACAACGAUUCCAGACAACAAUGUUCAAACCCUUCAGUAUAUUGAUCCAACGACCGGUCAAAACACCACAUGCUCCAAUCCGUGUCCAUUAUCCACCGACGCCUCGAUCCUCUAUCAAGACUUUCUUUUCCCUAGUUCGAUGUCGAUUACCGGAGUUCAAAUCAAACUCUCAGAGUUUACGGGUGCUUCCCCGGGCCUGCACCUUCUACAACUAUUGUCAUCUGGUGCAUUCGCCUCAUCCGUAGAAGCUAAUAACGGCGUUUCGUGUUUUGCUCCGAAUCCGUCCAAUACCACGAGCACUGGUCAGUGGGUUGCGAAAGUCGCCAACACCAACAUUGCGGGAACAAUUCAAACCGUCCUCACCUCUGUGGUCGAAGUAGGGACCUCGACUUCGGCAGGCCCAAGCUUUACCUGGAUUCCAUACGUUUCAGCUGCAGGAAAUUACGAUAUCAAUUUGCUGAUUCCGGGUUGCACAAAUCUUCAGGAUUGUGCCAUGCGAACGACGGUGAAAGUUACUGUUUUUCCUGGAGAGGGCUUACAGCCGGUUGUGUCGACCAUCAGUCAACAGAACACGGCCGACACCGCUGCUCUCAUCUAUAGCGGCCCCAUCCUCCCGUCAUCUCCAGCCUUCGUCACUACGAUCUCGAUGUCACUAGCAGAUACUCCCGUAGGCACUGGCCAAUCGGGGCAGUAUGAACUCGUCGCAGAUCGUGUAGAACUUGUGCUACGUUCUUCAAACAUUUCCGCUUCAUCUGGGGGUGCCAAUGGUAGUACCCAGGGCGCUCAUCGCGGAUUCGGGUUUCUUGAAUGGCCUCUCAAUUUUCCAGCAGUGACAUCAGGCGGAACCACCGGCCUUCCCAAUUCUACCCUGACAUCCCUUGAUUCCCUUGGGUUUGACCUUUUGAAUGGUCUUGGAGGAAUUGUUACAUCCAACAACGUGAUCAUCAACGCUGUCGCGCACCACGCAUCCGGGGCCAUUUUUUUCGGAGGCGCGUUUUCCCUAACAUCGGGCGCAGCUUCAGGAUCUUCCAACAUUGCUAUUUUCAAGAAUGGGGCGCUCUCUCCGCUUCCGGAAAGUGGUCUAGAUGGUCCGGUGACCUCCUUUGCUCUCUAUGGUGAUCAAUUGUUUGUAGGAGGAUCUUUUCGGGAUACGAUAUCUGGAUCCACGCACGGCAGCCUCGCAGGUGUCGCACUGUAUAAUGUUCAAAAGAACACCUGGAGUUCUUUGGGAGCCGGCGUCAAUGGCAAGGUUAACAGUUUCGGAUUGUUAUCCGGACAACUACAAGUAGUUGGAAACUUCACCGUUGCAUCCUCUGACACAGCGACAGGUAUAAUCGCUGCUGGCUUUGCUGCCUGGGACAUCAAGAGCAAUUCAUGGGUAAACCCAGGUGGAUUUGUUGCAGGGAGCCUCUCCUUCAUUGGAAAUGGCACGUCGUCACAAUUCGUUGCUGGUAAUGUUGUUGCGUCCCAGAGAUUUGGUGCUGCCGGGAUGGUUAUGCUCAAAAAUGGUGGCAGCGACGGCCCCCAGGUGACGCCUCUUGGUGCUGAACUUGGUAUUUCCAGCUCCCAGAUAUCUACGAACUCCAGCUCUAGACGCCGAAGAAAUCACAUCUCCCGUGCGACAUCUUGGAUGUCGCAACUCACAGUGUCUCACAUUUUUUCCAGGCAAACGAAUCAACCAAUAUCCCUGCCAUCUUCCGUCACUGCGUCUGCUCCAGCUGUCCUCGCAGGCGCUUUUUGGACAAAUGGUUCCACAGAGAUCGUAAUCAUGGGUGGCAAUUUUUCUUUCUUCUCUGGCUCCGUAGCAUCACGAGGUGUUGGAUUGUACAACCCUCAGUCCAAGUUUAUACGAGGUCUAAAUGGCAGCCAACCAAACGGAACAGUCCGAGCGCUUUUGGUGGAUAAUAAUCACCUGUACGUUGGCGGUGAGUUUACUAUACCUGGGACAAAUGUGAACGGACUCGCAAUCUACGACCUAAAAAAGGAUCAGUGGGACAUCACUGGGCUACAACCUUUGCAAGGCAUCUCUGGAUCUAACGUUGUUGUUCGGUCUAUCACGAAAUCUGCUACCAAGGCCAAUACUGUAAUCGUGGCGGGAUCAUUUGCUCAGGCCGGUUCUCUUCGCUGUCAAUCCAUCUGUACUUUUGACACGGGUACGAUACAAUGGAAUUCUCUUGGAAACGGAAUCCAAGGAGAGGUCGCAUCUGUAGCAUACGCCGGCAAAGAUCAAGACACUCUCAUCGCCGCAGGGUCCAUUGCAUUGACUGACAACGUAGUCUCGAAUGUUGUGCAAUUCAGCUUCGCCAACGCUACCUGGAGUUCAGUAGGCACGAAUGCGGACCUUCCGGGUCCCAUGACCGCGGUCGAAGUAAAUGGUGGAAAUGCUAGCAGUAUUUUCGCUGCGGGUCUAUCGCCUGACGGCUCAACAACCUCCUUAUAUUUCUGGAAUGGUAUUAAAUGGACGACUUUAGGUUCUUCCUUGCAAGCAGGCAGCAAUGUUGCACAAUUAAUCAUGGUUCCUAUUCAAGAAACUCAUGCUGGAAACUCUGUCAUCGAGGCUGACCGUUUGCUCAUGAUAUCGGGCAUGUUAACAGAUCCAGUUUUUGGAAAUGCAUCUUCUGCCUUAUAUGACGGACAGAACCUUAUUCCUUACAUUGUAUCAACGUCACCGACAGGUGAUUCGGGAGCUGUGGCAUCACUAUUCCACUCAUUUUCAACGUUCAGUUUUAACCAACACCGUUUCCUCGCCGUUGGAGUUGUAAUUUUGAUCUCGAUCGCGAUUGCUGCCGGCGUGGUUUUUCUUCUAGCCCUCAUUGGUAUCCUGUGGACAUUGUUCUCUCGCAAAGAGGACAAAGUGAGCAAGCUUGAGGUGGAGGACGAUGAUGAUUCUACUCAUCACCGGCCGUCGUCGUUACUCGAGCACAUCAAUGCCGCCACGCGUACAACAAUAUUAGGCGCAACUCCUUUUGCGGACUACAAUACGGAGGAAAAAGUUGCUCAGGAUCCAUUCGGUCCAGAUGCGAGUAACUAUGUGCGUACUGAAACCCCAUCCGAUGCUGUUGGAGGGAUGCUUUCGGAGGAAAUGAGCAGACCUGCCCAUGCCAGGUACUCAUUUGAUGGGACUGGGGAGGGUGAACUGCCUAUCUCUGCUGGUUCGAAGGUAGAAGUAUUAGACGAUCGAGAUCCAGCGUGGUGGUACGCUCGAGAUGUGCAAACUGGUCGAGAGGGGGUCGUCCCUGCAGCUUAUUUAUACUGA
Molecule: messenger RNA, 4173 nt
Organism: Laccaria bicolor S238N-H82
Lineage: Eukaryota; Fungi; Basidiomycota; Agaricomycetes; Agaricales; Hydnangiaceae
Exons: 7
Coding region: 1-4173 (1390 amino acids)
Biological process (GO): positive regulation of establishment of bipolar cell polarity regulating cell shape
Cellular component (GO): plasma membrane of growing cell tip
Molecular function (GO): protein binding
Source: RefSeq, a predicted model, not a curated record